AGUCACAAUCACAACAUUAUAGGCAGUGUAGGUGUGUUAUUUCACGUGUGUGUGAAGCUUGAAUGAAUCAAAUUUCUCUGUUUUCCAGUGUUAAGAGUUGAUUUUAACGUAAACUAGAUCAUCAUGCGUUUCACGUUGCCAUUACUUGCGAGAAGACUUCGGCCUCCAGUCGCACCCCCAGAAAUUAAAGUUUCCGAACUGACCAAGAAAUAUGCUAACCUUCCAGAAAAAUACAUUGAAGAUGCAACAAGAGGUGUAACUUAUAGAACUCCGCGAGGCAUUAAUUAUCGCCCUAAGGAACAACGAACUUUCAAAAAUUAUGUUGGAUUGGAAAGGCCAUGGGCGUUUGAAUCUGAAAACGAGAAAGAGGAUAUUAACUAUUCUCCAUUUGUUGAGCCUCUACGACAUUGGUUUUUCUUCAAGGGUGAUCGAGUGCAAGUGUUGGUGGGUAAAGAUGCUGGGAAACAAGGACUUGUUGAACUGGUCAUUCCAGAAAGGAAUUGGGUUAUCGUAGGAGGCCUCAAUGGAGAGGUGGAAUCAAAUAAAGAUGAAGAUGGCUAUAUAUACUCUUAUGCGUAUACAGAACGUCCCUUACUUGUUCCUAGCCAAGUCGCACUGGUUGACCCAGGAGAUCUGCUCCCAACUGAAGUCGAGUGGGGUUACACAGAGACUGGUGACAAGGUCCGUGUGUCAGUGAGGACUGGACGCAUCAUACCAUUGAGUAAGAAGACUGAGGAAACACACCAAUAUAAAAGUCCAGCCAAUUAUGUUGAGAACGAGAAAGAUACUACUGCUGCAAAUAUGAAAGUCACGUUCAAACCUAGGCUCACGACAUUCGAAAUGGAAAUUGCUGAAGAGUUAGGAAUUACAGAAGACAGGAUCCCCAAAAAGACCUAUUGGUAUUGAAGGGAUAAAACACAACUGAUACACCUCCCUGUAGUUCUUAAUAAACCAUUUGUAAAUAAGAAAAAGUAUAAAAAUUAAAAAAGAACAGAAAAAAUCUUAAA
Molecule: messenger RNA, 1007 nt
Organism: Thrips palmi
Lineage: Eukaryota; Metazoa; Arthropoda; Insecta; Thysanoptera; Thripidae
Gene: mRpL24
Product: probable 39S ribosomal protein L24, mitochondrial
Exons: 5
Coding region: 124-906 (260 amino acids)
Biological process (GO): translation
Cellular component (GO): ribosome; mitochondrion
Molecular function (GO): structural constituent of ribosome; RNA binding
Source: RefSeq, a predicted model, not a curated record